UCACGUAGUGCAAUUGGAAGAGAGUAAUGGAGAGCUGGGUAGUCACUGUCAUAACUCUCUGCAUCUCUUUCUUCAUCAAAUUCCUGUUCAACUAUCUUACCAAUUCCACAAAGAAACUCCCUCCCGGACCGCACACUUUUCCUGUGAUCGGCAGCUUAUUAUGGGCUAGAAAGUCCCCCGCGAACUUGGAACCCAUCCUCCGUGACCUCAAGGUUAAGUAUGGUCGUAUGAUGAUCACCCUCAAUAUUAGGUCUGGUCCCUCCAUAUUCGUAGCUAGUCACUCCUUAGCCUACCAGGCUUUAGUGCAACAAGGCGCUGUUACCUCCAACCGACCAGCCAAUGAAAUCAUCAAUAGUAACUAUUGCCAAAUCCACACCGAAAAUUACGGAACUAAAUGGCGUCAUCUACUUCGAAACUUGACUUCAGAAAUACUCCAUGCUUCUCGCAUCAAGUCCUAUUCCAAUGCAAGAUCAUGGGUGCUAGGUAUCCUCAUUCAACAGCUUCGCGGCGCACAGGAUGAUUCGGUGAAGUUAGUUGAUCAUUUUCAGUAUGCUAUGUUCUGUCUUCUUGUCUUGAUGUGUUUUGGGGACAAGCUUGACGAAUCUCAAAUCAAACAAAUUGAAAAUGUACAACGCGCGUUGCUUGUCGGUCUCCAACGGUUCAAUAUACUCAAAAUCUUUCCGAGAGUUGGAAAAAUAAUAUUUAGGAGUCUCUGGAAGGAACUCCAUGAUCUACGUAGAGAGCAAGAGAAUAUCUUCAUUCCUUUGAUUGAAGCUCGACGCAGGGCCAAAGAACAAAAGACCGAGCACGGUGAAGAAUUAAUCAUGGCGUAUGUGGAUACGCUGUUGAGUUUGGAGUUACCAGAUGAAAAAAGGAACCUCAAUCAUGGAGAAAUCAUAAGCCUCUGCGGUGAAUUCGUAAACGGCGGAACUGAUACGACGUCUACUGCCUUAGAGUGGGUUAUGGCCAACUUGGUCAAAAACCCUUCCAUUCAGGAAAAACUAUAUCAAGAAAUUGCCGGUAUAGUGGGAGAAAAACAGAUCAAGUUGACAGAAGAGGCAGUGAAGGAGGAAGAUUUGCGAAAAAUGUCCUACUUGAAAGCAGUGAUAUUGGAAGGUCUUAGGCAGCAUCCACCUGGUCACUUUGUGCUGCCACACACGGUGACGGAGGACGUAGAAUCGAACGGCCACAUCGUCCCAAAGGAUGCCACCAUCAAUUUCAUGGUUGCGGAUAUGGCCUUAGACCCAAAUGUGUGGGAGGAUCCCAUGGAGUUUAAGCCUGAGAGGUUCUUAGUGGAAGGAUCAGAUAAGGAAGGAUUUGAUAUAACAGGAAGUAGAGAGAUCAAGAUGAUGCCAUUCGGCGCAGGGAGGAGAAUAUGUCCUGGCUAUGCGUUGGCAAUGCUUCACUUGGAAUAUUUUGUGGCUAAUCUGAUUUGGCAUUUUCAAUGGAAUCCCGUGGAAGGAGACGAUGUUGAUCUCUCUGAGAAACUGGAGUUCACCGUUAUGAUGAAGAAUUCACUACAAGCUCGUAUCUGUCCUAGAAUUAAGUCUGUUUGAAUUUAAUAGUUGGCAUAUUUUAUUUGUGUACCACGGAAAGUUGAGAAAAUUGAAGAAUAGGUGUUUUUAAGUCUUGAAGGAAGGAUUGGUGACAUUGACCAACAGAUAGGGUCAAACAUUAUUAG
Messenger RNA from Capsicum annuum, 1681 nucleotides. RefSeq names its product cytochrome P450 89A2-like. Gene Ontology annotation, cellular component: membrane. The record is from RefSeq and is a predicted model, not a curated record. Gene Ontology annotation, molecular function: iron ion binding; oxidoreductase activity, acting on paired donors, with incorporation or reduction of molecular oxygen, NAD(P)H as one donor, and incorporation of one atom of oxygen; heme binding. NCBI's taxonomy places the organism in Eukaryota, Viridiplantae, Streptophyta, Magnoliopsida, Solanales, Solanaceae. The coding region runs from base 27 to 1556 and encodes 509 amino acids. The transcript has a single exon.